AUGGCCUCGGUCUUCGUUCCCGUUCUGUACCUUGUCCUUGUCAUCGGCAGUCUCGGAAUCUUCAGUUAUUUCUACCGCAAACGCGCCGCCAAGAGACAAUUGGAACCUUAUUUCCCCUCGCAUGUGGAGCGAAACCAGUAUAUUACCCUCCUACAACAGACCGAUCCACCUGCAAAUGAGACGCUCCUUAAAGCUGCUCUGCUCCGCCGCGCGGUAGCUGACGUCCAGCGAAUCCUUAAAAUCCGUGAAGACAAGCCCGCAUUGCAGCUCUUGCUGCAGAAGGGAUCUGUUGGAGACGAUCUAUGGAACAGUCUAUUGGCGGCGGAAAAGGAGAUGGAAGCAGAGAUUCUGGAAGUCGUGGCUGAGGCGAAUACAUUUGUCGAGGGUUGGGGUCAGAUAAUCUUCCAGACCGCUAGCGAGAUGAUAAACAACGAGAAAAUACGGGGCGUGAUCGAAGCGUCGGCCAAGGCAAGGGCGGAGAAGGAGGCAAAGUAUGGCAAGCAGACGAAGAAAGCGAUCGCGGCAGGACCCGAGACCCUCCCUCAAUCCCCUAAGCCAUCAGCCCCUCUUCAGCCUGCAAGCCCGCCAUUGGCGAAUGCGAAUGGCCUUACACCACCGUCUGCCCCAGGUGCUGACAGUGGGAACGAGAGCGAGAGAACGCGUUCGCCUUCACCUUCGUCGCCUAAGUCACCUUCGAAAUCUUCCAAUAAGAAGGGCAAGAAGCGGAAGUAG
This is a messenger RNA of Gloeophyllum trabeum ATCC 11539, 732 nucleotides long. RefSeq lists its product as uncharacterized. Gene Ontology annotation, cellular component: Sec62/Sec63 complex. Gene Ontology annotation, biological process: post-translational protein targeting to membrane, translocation. Bases 1 to 732 code for a protein of 243 amino acids. The transcript is spliced from 4 exons. The record is from RefSeq and is a predicted model, not a curated record. Lineage: Eukaryota; Fungi; Basidiomycota; Agaricomycetes; Gloeophyllales; Gloeophyllaceae.